This is a messenger RNA of Periophthalmus magnuspinnatus, 1364 nucleotides long. It is a transcript of the gene yeats4, whose product is annotated as YEATS domain containing 4. Bases 158 to 838 code for a protein of 226 amino acids. Gene Ontology annotation, biological process: regulation of DNA-templated transcription. The record is from RefSeq and is a predicted model, not a curated record. Lineage: Eukaryota; Metazoa; Chordata; Actinopteri; Gobiiformes; Gobiidae. The transcript is spliced from 7 exons.
GCCGCACUUCCGGCUCUUGUUUUGGCCGGUAGUUUAAAUGAUCCGGAGGCUUAAUAAAUACAAAUUUUAGCUUUGAAAUGGACGGGGUUUUGGCUCUAGUAGCUCACCGUCGAGCAACAACAACAUAAAACUUUAACGUUCACACAUUUUCUGUAAUAUGUUUAAAAAGAUGAGUGAAUUUGGACCAGAUUCCGGAGGGAGAGUUAAGGGGAUCACGAUUGUGAAGCCAAUUGUGUUUGGAAAUGUCGCCCGAUAUUUUGGAAAGAAGCGAGAGGAAGAUGGACACACGCACCAGUGGUCUGUUUAUGUGAAGCCCUACAGAAAUGAGGAUAUGUCUGCCUACGUCAAAAAGAUCCAGUUCAAACUCCAUGAGAGCUACGGGAACCCCCUGAGAGUGGUGACUAAUCCUCCCUACGAGAUCACAGAGACAGGAUGGGGAGAGUUUGAAAUCAUCAUCAAGAUCUUUUUUAUUGACCCCAAUGAGAGACCCGUCACGCUGUACCAUCUACUGAAGCUGUUCCAGUCCGACUCCAGCGCAAUGCCAAAAAAGACCGUGGUUUCAGAGUUUUAUGACGAAAUGAUUUUCCAGGAUCCUACGGCGAUGAUGCAGCAGCUUUUAACCACAUCGAGGCAGCUCACUUUGGGGGCGUACAAACACGAGACUGAAUUUGGCGAACUGGAGCAGAAGACAAAAGAAAAGGUAGAAGCUGCAAAGAAGCGAACGAGCCAAGAGAUCGCGGAGCUGAAAGACAAACUAAAGGCCAGUCGGGAAAACAUCAACCACCUGAAAUCAGAAAUCAGAAAACUGGAGGAGGAUGGAGAGCAGAAGGAGCACUGACCAUAACGAACGUCAACAAACCCGAUUUAAAACGUUUGACCAUGUAAAGACAGGCCUGGAUUCAAAAUGACCUAAACGUCUCCUGUUUUGUCUUAACAUUAAAUAAGUUAAAGCUGUACCAUGUAACUUUUCUGGUGGAGAGCCUGCUACUUGCUACUUUGUGAAUCGUGCAUUUUGUUAUUUAAUUGUGAAAAAAAACAACAACUGAAAAACACAUUUUUACUAUGAGCGGGGCUGCCUCUCCACAAACCUGGCUUAUAACUUACCGAUGGUGUCACCUCCUUGUAGAUACGUUUAAUGCCAUAGUGUGAAACAUUCUAGGCAGAGCAAAAACCUCUUAAGUGAGACAGAAAAGUUACAUAGUGCAGUUUUAAUUCAUUUAAACAAAACACUUCCAUUGACUUCAUUCUAGUUUAAUGUUUUUAGUUUCUAGUCCUAGUUUUUUUUAUGUAAACUUUUAUCAUUUUAAGUGAUUUGUAAUAUUUUGCGAUAACAUUUUCUAAUAAACGUGCUACAGACUUUUUGU